This is a messenger RNA of Salvelinus fontinalis (brook trout), 2063 nucleotides long. Its product is annotated as transmembrane protein 236-like. Bases 16 to 1257 code for a protein of 413 amino acids. The transcript has 4 exons. The record is from RefSeq and is a predicted model, not a curated record. Lineage: Eukaryota; Metazoa; Chordata; Actinopteri; Salmoniformes; Salmonidae.
AGGGGCUGCCACAGCAUGGCCUCGGGGAGGACGCUGAAGUUCGCCCUGUGCGAGGUGCUGCAGUUUGUAGGCCUAUGCGUGCCGCUCUUCAUCGUCAUGCAAAGGUUUGCCCUCAUCGUGGCGCGGGUCAAGAGCAUGGCGCAGCCUCCUGGCGACGCCAGCACCGCCUACUGGCUCAUCGUGGCCUCCUCCAUCGCCUAUGUCACCUCCACAGCCCUGCUGGUCUGGGUGCCCAUGAAGUACAUGGUGUUCACAAAUAAGACGUUUCUUGUCGGCAGGAAGAAGUGGAGGCCAGUGGCCCUGGUCUAUGUGAUCCUCUCCACAUUACCCUGCUUUGCCUUUCUCAUCGCCAGCUCAGAGGUGCAGAUCAAUAACAGUAUAAGACAGGACACGUUCGCAGAGCUCCCCGUGUCGCUGAUGCUCUUCUCCCUCAUCUGCAUCGAUAUCCUGGAGAGGAUCCGCCACUGUCGACUCACUGGACACGCUAAUGAAUUGGACCGAGAUGCUGAGAUCCCUUCCAAUGUCCUCACACACGUGGAGCACCUACGCGGAACCCCAGUGACACCAGUAAACCCAGCAAACCCUGCAUCACCCGUAACGCCAGCUGUGCCCGGGCAACCUGCACAACCAGGGCAACCUGGUGGUCCAAAUGGGCAGGACCAGAACGGGGCGGGCUCUCGACCAGAGGCCAAUGGGACUUUCCAGGGGAUGUCAGGGGGGAUGUCAGGGGGGAUGUCAGGUAACCAGAUACCAGGGAGACAGUUUAGCAUCUCAGGCCUGAGCUCACGCUCGGCACGCUCGGCACGUUCUGCACGCUCGGCACACUCUGCCAGCACGUCGGUGGACCGUGGCGUCUCACCAUACGCCUACACAGGGCCGCUGCAAUUCCUGUGUGCCAGCGAUGCCCGAGCCGAGGUAUUUGUGGACAGCUUUCUGUUCUGGAUGGACACAGUGGAGAUGGUGAGGGUGGCUGGGCACCCAGCCGUCUACUACUCGGGCUGGGUGUUCCCUAUCUACAUCUUCAGCUACCUGUCGUGCCUGCGGCUGGUGGUCAUGCCCCACAGUCCCCUGCUGUCAUCACUAGGUGUGGCCUUGCAGGAUCUGCCCUUCCUGUUUGUGCGUAUCGGCCUCAUCGCCUUCUUCGGCUUCGUCACGCCCCUCCUCUACCUGAUGAAGAACCUGCUCGUCUGCCUGGCCUUCAUCUACUUCAACUUCAUGACCAAGCUGAGGGUCUUCAACACCGAGAGGAUGUUCUGAUCUGAGUCGCCAGUCAAGGAUGAGAAUAAACAAUGGACUACAACCCACUGGGCAAAAACUGGUUUCCACAUCAUUUCAACCCUCCCACCAAAAAUGUGAUGACGUUGUCAUCAACGUAAGGGAAUUUAUUUAUUUGUUUUUACAAUUUCUUUUUAACCUAAAUCCAAUGUCAUGGUGAUCUUUUUUGUUGAUUUCACAUUGAAUUCACCAUUCAAUCAAAAGUCAAUCAAAACUAGACGUUGAAGUUACGUCUGUGCCCAGUGGAAAUGGACUUCAUAACAGAGACACCAAAACCAAAACAACAUCUGACUCACACGGCGAUGAGAAGAAUUGGAGCGGAUUCCUGUGUUCGGCACAGCAAAGAGAGAUUGAUCCAUUUCAUAACGAUGAUUCUGAUUAAAGGAGGGACAGGAUGACAUUGUGGUGCUUUUUUGCAGGCUAAAAGGGAACUCUUUGGCAAUUUGUUCCCGUAAAGGGGAUGGAGGACAUUGACUGUCAGAGGACUAUGUGUUGUCUUAGUGUUAUCUUAUUUCCUAUUUGUUCACCGUAGUUUUUUUACCCCCCAACUCCCCUUGCCCCUUGUCCCCAACCUGAACCAUGGCACUUUGAGAAUGUAAUGAACCUGUCAUGUCACUUACAGAUUUGAUAACAGAUAAUAUAUGAUGUUUCUAUUCUAUUACCAUAAAGUGCAGUGAAUUGUGUAAGAAUAUACAUCAAUGUUGUUAUACAGCCCAGAUUUUUUCCCUUGCUAGGUUAUCAUAUCCACAAAUUUAAAACAAAGCGUGAGUUUGUACAAAUGAAACAUA